Messenger RNA from Xyrauchen texanus (razorback sucker), 2285 nucleotides. RefSeq names its product interferon-inducible GTPase 5-like. Gene Ontology annotation, molecular function: GTP binding. NCBI's taxonomy places the organism in Eukaryota, Metazoa, Chordata, Actinopteri, Cypriniformes, Catostomidae. The record is from RefSeq and is a predicted model, not a curated record. Bases 532 to 1698 code for a protein of 388 amino acids. The transcript is spliced from 5 exons. Gene Ontology annotation, cellular component: membrane.
UGCAAUUGUUGAAUAAAAAUAAAAAUAAAAAAAUGUCCACAGCAGGAUGCAGCGAGCUGUACUUCCACUGAGUGUAGCUGGUGACCGGUCUAAGAUGGCGGCGCCGCGGCUCGUCCGCGCCAGUAGGCAGAAGCGGUCGAUAGGGCGUCUAUCUAUAUGAUGAUGUCUAUGACAUAAAGGGCCUCCUCUGUCGUGGACUUCACGGAAAGCAAGUUCACAUCAAAUGCUCUAUAUGAACUGCACAAGUUACGGAAAUCGAGUGCACGGUCGAAAUAGUUCAAGAUUCUUGCAACGGAUGUUGACCAAAGUUAUUGUCGUAUAGUCAAUCUUCUCAAGCCUCACUUGAAACUAAAAAAAAACUCAUCAAGAUCUGUAGAUAUCCGGUAAAUGACGGAAACAAGAAAUUAAGAUUUAUGCUGGCAGGACCAAUGUCCAACUUUCUGUUUCCUAAUGAAAAAGGCAGAGGAACAUACAAGAAAAGAAAAAGUUAAAAAGUUCUCCACACACAAGUGAAAAAUUUAAUCAGGCAUAAUGACAGAAGAUUCUUUUGCUGAGAUGGAUUUCUCUGGAGCUUUGCAGAGACUGGGAGAACUUGACCCAAUUGAAGCUGUUGCAAAGGCUAAAGAACAACUUGAAACUCUUGACAAUGUGACCGUAAAUAUUGCGGUUACUGGGGAAACAGGAGCAGGAAAGUCUGCCUUUGUUAAUGCUUUUCGAGGUCUGAAUGAUGAUGAUGAAAAAUCUGCACCAACUGGAAUAACUGAAACAACAAUGGCGGUUACCAUGUACACCCAUCCCACAAAGUCAAAUGUGAGACUAUGGGACCUGCCAGGGAUCGGUAUGCCAAAUCUCAAUGCAAACAAAUACCUCAAAGAUGUCAAAUUUGAGACUUACGAUUUAUUUAUUAUAAUUUCAUCAGUGCGUUUCAAGGAAAAUGAUGUUCUUCUGGCCAAAGAGAUAAAAAAAAAGCAGAAGCAUUUUUAUUUUGUUCGGACCAAGAUUGAUAAUGACAUUCACUCAUCAGCAAAGAACAGAAAUUUCAAUGAGCAGCAGGUGCUUUGCGCAAUUAGAGAGGACUGCCAGAGAAACUUGAAGGACGUUGGAAAUCCCAAGGUGUUUCUGAUAUCCUCUUAUGACUUGGGAAUGUAUGACUUCCAAAACCUGGUAGAUACCUUAGAGUUAGACCUUUCAGAGCAUAAGAGAUUUGCUCUGGUUCAGUCUUUGCCUGUGUGCUCUCUGGCCAUGCUAGAGAAGAAAAAGGAGUCUAUGGAGAAGUUUAUUUGGCUUGCAGCAUUGGCCUCAGGUGUUGCUACCUAUAUCCCAGUCCCUUUUGUGUCAGUGGCUAUUGACAAGGCAGUACUGGUGGCCUUCCUUAUAAGCUGCCAUUACACUUUGGGAUUGAGUGAGAAUUCACUCAUCAAACUGUCAGAGAGAGUAAACAAGCCUGUCUCACAGCUGAAAUCAGCGAUAAAGUCUCCUUUUGCGUUAGCUGUUGCAAGCAAACUGAGUGUUCCAUCUUGUACAUCUAAAGCAAAACCAUUAAAAAGCUUAGAUGAGCUGCUUGACAGUAAACGUCUUGUGGAAGGGCUUCAUGGUGCUGCAGUUGGCUUCACAAGUGCAUACAAAGCUUUAAGCGGAGGUCUAAAUGAAAUGAUAGAUGAUAUGAAAGAAGUUCUCCAUGUGGCAGGUUUGGAUUAAUAAAAGCAAGUUGGUACAGCAAAGAGAUGAUUACCAAAACCAAGAAUUAGCUCAUCAAAACUGAGUUUAUUGUCUGAGUUUAUAUGGCAUAUAUUUGCACAUAUGAGGAAUUUGCAUUGGUGAGACAACAAAUCUACUUAAUGAAGAAAAAUGGUUGGAAAGAGAAAGCUAUAUUAAAUAAUGUCCAGUAGUGUUCUUUAUAUAUCUGUAUAGUGCAUGGUAAAUUAAAUUGAAUAAAUAAUAUAUAGAAUAUUAAAAACAAGAGACUUGGUAAUAUGACAACUUUACUGUCCUCUGGAUAAUUAGCCUUAGUGGUAGUUUGUAUUUUCUGUCUGAUUAUUUUAUUGUACAAUCCUUGGAGUAAUAAUAUCACCGAAUGUUUAAGUUGUUUUAAAAUAAAUACAAUGACUGCAGGCUAAGGGACAGGAUACUACUGUAUAUUCUUUCUAUGUAUUAACAAAUGCAUUUUAAUUUAUGAUAUAAAUGUAUUUAAAUGUUUUUGUUUUAUAAUAUGGUUAAUUAUAUUAAACUUGGUGACUUGGUAAACAUGGGUGUGAGCAUGAGAAACCUUUGUUAGAAAGAAAUAU